AUGCAGCCUCACAUAUUCGUGACGAGCGCCCCCGAGGACGCUCCCGAGGACAGCACCAUCAGCAGUGGUACGAACGCAUCCUACUCCAGCCAAGGUACCAACGGCCACUCCGGGAGGCUGGGUCACCUCAGCGUCCCCACCUGGGAAACAGCACGUAGACCCUCCUUCCUUCCCAACGAUACAGAGAUGAAUAUCCGCCCAAAAGUGCGCAAGAUGUCCACUUACGACCUUAGCAUUAACGACACUAUGUUCACCGACUCCUUAGAGUCCUACAUUAACGGAGGGGCUCAUGAAGACUUGGUGGACAAUGAACCUCCUCCCUGCCUCAGUUACAUCACUCAGUGGGUCGUCGGCGACGUUCAGUACAUAACAGACUUCUUGGACCGCUGGCCAUUUUUCUCCUUCAUCCUCCCUCUUAAACUAGUGAACGCCUUACUGCGGACACUGGGAGCGCCCAUGUUGGCUAACAACCCGUUCAGUGGCGCUCUCAUACUCUUGGCACUGUUGCUGGAGGCCCCCCUGGUGGCUGUCUGGAGCCUUGGGGCAAUUCUAGUGGCCCUCUUGAUGGCACUCGUACUAAGGCAGCCGCAGCACAUUAUCUCCAGCGGCCAAGUGACCCAACACGGGCUCCUGCUAGGUCUCCUGGUAGGUCACUCCAUGACCCACCACCCUGAACACCCACUGUUUGCUGCAGCUCUCGCCCUCACCCUCACCGCGGCCAUCAGCGUGAUUCUGGGCAUCGCUGUAUCCACCUGGUUGUCUCAGACUAAUUUACCUGGACUGACUGUGUCCUAUAUCCUGCUGGGGGCUGCCUUGUGUCAGGGCCUCGGCUACCAUGACUUCUCUACAGCAGUCACUGUCGCCUUCCCUAACACCACCAUCACCCCGAGUAUACAGUGGUCCAUGGUGCUGCAGGGUGUGGCGCGGGGAGCUGGUCAGGUGUACGGGUGUGGUGGCCUGGCUCCCUCCUGCUUGGUGCUGGCGGCCAUGAUGGUUUUCUCUCCUGUGGUCUUCCUCCAAGCCGUCCUGGGCACCCUGCUGGGGGCCCUGUGUGGUGUGUUCGUGUCACAGCCGCCGUACUCCGAGGUCUACUCUGGGGUGUACGGCUGCCACAGCCUCCUGACGGGUCUCUCUCUGGGAGGUUUCUUCUUCGUGCUUAACUUCUACUCUAGUCUGACGGCAGCUUGCGGCGCUGUCUUCUCCGCCCUCCUCUUCCAUACCCUCCACAAGAGUUCAAUGCCAGUGUUGACAACGCCACACGUGGUCGCCACAUUAAUAUUGCUUCACGCCAGAAUCCGCGGAGGUCAGCUCAAGCGAGUCGACCUUAUCUACCUGACCUUUCCCGAGAUGCACCGCAGACUCUUCCGCCCUGGCAACGCUAUCGAGGACUGUGCCAUCGCCUGA
This is a messenger RNA of Homarus americanus (American lobster), 1404 nucleotides long. RefSeq names its product urea transporter 2-like. The coding region runs from base 1 to 1404 and encodes 467 amino acids. Gene Ontology annotation, molecular function: urea transmembrane transporter activity. The record is from RefSeq and is a predicted model, not a curated record. The transcript is spliced from 5 exons. Gene Ontology annotation, biological process: urea transmembrane transport. NCBI's taxonomy places the organism in Eukaryota, Metazoa, Arthropoda, Malacostraca, Decapoda, Nephropidae. Gene Ontology annotation, cellular component: membrane.